AUGAAGAAUACUGUUAUUCUUAUGCUCGCGGGCACAGCCCUCGCGAUACCCGUCAACAAGACCAUUGAGGCCCGCAAGCCCUGCUUAUUCCUUGAUGGAAUAUCCUCUGGUGAGGGCAGCGGCUCGGGGAGCGCCGAAUCUUCAGGCAGUGGUCUCCUCAGUGGUCUCGCUUCCAUCUUCGGUGGAGGUAGUGCAUCUGCAAGUGGGUCGGCCGACUCGUCUGGUGAGGCUUCUACCUCAGGAGAGGGAUCUGCUUCCGGCUCAGGCUCUGGAUUUGCUAGUGGUGGCCUAAGCGGUGGUCUUAGUGGACUUGGCCUCGGCAGUGGAUCUUCGGGAAUAGGUGCUAGCGGUACUACCUCCGGGGGUCUCGGUGCAUCGGGUACCGGUUCUCUGGGAGCUUCUGGUUCAGGCACUGCAUCGGGAGGUUUGUCUGGUGGUGCUAGCGGUACUACCUCCGGGGGUCUCGGUGCAUCGGGUACCGGUUCUCUGGGAGCUUCUGGUUCAGGCACUGCAUCGGGAGGUUUGUCUGGUGGUGCUAGCGGUACUACCUCCGGGGGUCUCGGUGCAUCGGGUACCGGUUCUCUAGGAGCUUCUGGUUUAGGAACUGCUUCAGGUGGCCUCGGUGCCUCCGCCGGGCUCUCUGGUGGUGCUAGCGGCACUACUUCAGGUGGUCUCGGUGCUUCGGGUACUGGAUCGGGCACUGAUUCUUCUGGUGCGAGUUCUUCCAGCAGCCCAUCGACCUCUGAUUCGACGGGGGCCGGUGAUUCCUCUUCGGGCUCUACUGGCUCUGGGAUUUCUGGCUCUAGCACCGUUGGUGUUAGCGGUUCCGGAAAUGGUGAGACUGGUACAAGCAUCUGGGGCAUAGGCAGCACCACUGGUUCAGGUACUGGCACUGCACCGGAAAUAUGGAGUACUAGCAUCAGUAUUUCUUUCCCUGGUGCUACCGGCUCAGUCAGUGGCUCGGCAUCUGCUCAGGCUGAGGCCUCAGCUCAAGCUGAAGCUUCGGCUGCCGCUAGUGCGAGUGCAAAUGCGUCCGCGGAUGCGAAUGCCUCUGCUGAUGCCCCUGCUAAUGCCUCUGCUAAUGCCUCAGCGAACGCCUCCGCUGAUUUGUCUGUUUAA
Penicillium brasilianum is the source of this 1119-nucleotide messenger RNA. The record is from the annotation of a GenBank genome assembly. NCBI's taxonomy places the organism in Eukaryota, Fungi, Ascomycota, Eurotiomycetes, Eurotiales, Aspergillaceae.